Balaenoptera musculus (blue whale) is the source of this 1347-nucleotide messenger RNA. It is a transcript of the gene DCUN1D5, whose product is annotated as defective in cullin neddylation 1 domain containing 5. Gene Ontology annotation, biological process: positive regulation of ubiquitin-protein transferase activity; protein neddylation. The record is from RefSeq and is a predicted model, not a curated record. Gene Ontology annotation, molecular function: ubiquitin-like protein binding; cullin family protein binding; ubiquitin conjugating enzyme binding. Gene Ontology annotation, cellular component: ubiquitin ligase complex. Lineage: Eukaryota; Metazoa; Chordata; Mammalia; Artiodactyla; Balaenopteridae. The coding region runs from base 344 to 1057 and encodes 237 amino acids. The transcript has 8 exons.
GUCACUUCUGGCCCUGGGCGAUUCGCAUCCGGGUCAGAGUGAGCCUCUUGCUCUCCGAGUGUGUUACUGGUGGAGGUGUCGCGCUGUCCGCGUUCUCUCUUCCCAGUGUGAUCGAGCCGCAGUGCCUGCCGGCGAGGAGUACCCGCUGCCUCGAGCAGAGAAGGACGAGGAGGGGACCUGGGAGCGGGCAGCGGCCGGGCUGGGCCGCUCUGGGGCGGGCUGGCGACUUUGCUCCUUCGCUUGCUGCUGUCUCUGGAAACCGGGUGCCAGCACUGAGGAGUCUUCAGCUGACAGCAAGCCCCUUCCCCGGCUCCCCUGCCAGCCCUGCCGGGGAGGGCGGAAGAUGCCGGUGAAGAAGAAGAGAAAAUCUCCUGGGGUGGCAGCGGCAGUAGCGGAAGACGGAGGCCUCAAAAAGUGUAAAAUCUCCAGCUAUUGCAGAUCCCAACCCCCUGCUAGACUAAUAAGUGGAGAGGAACAUUUUUCAAGCAAGAAGUGCCUGGCUUGGUUUUAUGAGUAUGCAGGUCCUGAUGAAGUUGUAGGGCCAGAAGGAAUGGAAAAAUUUUGUGAAGACAUUGGUGUUGAACCUGAAAAUAUUAUUAUGUUAGUUUUAGCGUGGAAAUUGGAGGCUGAAAGCAUGGGAUUUUUUACCAAGGAAGAAUGGUUAAAGGGGAUGACUUCAUUACAGUGUGACUGCACAGAAAAGUUACAGAACAAAUUUGACUUUUUGCGCUCACAGUUGAAUGAUAUUUCUUCAUUUAAGAAUAUCUACAGAUAUGCCUUUGAUUUUGCAAGGGAUAAAGAUCAGAGAAGCCUUGAUAUUGAUACAGCUAAGUCUAUGUUAGCUCUUCUCCUUGGGAGGACAUGGCCACUGUUUUCAGUAUUUUACCAGUACCUGGAGCAAUCAAAGUAUCGCGUUAUGAACAAAGAUCAGUGGUACAAUGUAUUAGAAUUCAGCAGAACAGUCCAUGCCGAUCUUAGUAACUAUGAUGAAGAUGGUGCUUGGCCUGUUCUUCUUGAUGAAUUUGUCGAGUGGCAGAAAGUUCGUCAAACGUCAUAGCAAGAACUAUUGUGAAGAAAAUGCAAACCUUUAGAUCCUUACGUGUGUACAAGCUAAUGAGACGAGGGAAAAAAAAAAAAACCAAAGGGGUGCAUUUUCACUCAUAUGAAAGACUUCUCAUAGUACUUUUUUUUCCUUUUUUUUAAAGGAAGUUUUCUUGUUACAUGUUAUGGGCAUUGAGCCACACCUCUUCCAAGACUGAAUAUUGAAGUUUUUGUUUUGAGUUAUGUUUAUAACAUUUAUUUCAGAACAAUAAAGAUUCAGAUUUGUGACAAAGGCCUUAAAGUGAA